AGGACGCAUUAUUAGUAACGGCGGCACACAGAAACCGGACUGGACUCCCGCGAACACAGAAACAUAGGCGAAGUAAAAAAAAACAUCAAACUCUCAAGAACUGCUUCUCUCCGUGCUGUGCUGUGUGCUGAGAAGAUAAAUCCGACAAAACAGAAGAAACUCGUUUGUUAGUCAUCCAGUCGGCCUCGUGCGUCGUGAUCCCCAUCAAUAAUAAUAAUACUAAAACAAAAUUUAAAAUUACAACGUUUGUGAUUUGUGAAGUUAUAACUGGAAACGCAAGCAAAUAAAGCUCUUUCGAGCGGUGCUAAUUCAUCAUUUUUUGAAGUGGAGAUGAGCCGGUUGCUGCGAUCGGCUCAAGAGCUCAACUAGUGAUCGAGUGUUUAGUGAUAAAUUGAACGGGGAAAAUAAAAAGUCUUAUCUUAGUGUGUGCAAUGCUAUCAACAACGAGUGCCUUUACUAUCGUAACGACGGCUGUGAUAAUUGCGGUUUGCGGCAGCGUGGCGGCGGCCGACUCCGGAAGCGGAAACCAAGGACAUUUCGAACGAUAUGCCCGGAUUUCCCCAACCAUUCGGAGUGGUAAUGCUUCGCAGUCCGGCAAGGAAUUACCAUUCGAGGAUGAUGAUGAUGUUCGAAGAAGUCAAUGGCCGCGGGAGCAGUUGAGCGUAGGCUACGUCCUGGAUGGGGAAAAUGUGACCCUGGAUCUGUGGCUGAACGACGAGAUGGUACCGGUGGAGCACUUUGUCAGCGUUCAGGAGCACGGCGAGGAUCGAGUUCGGAGGCUGCAGCAGCACGAAGUGGAGAUGUGUCACUAUCAUGGCAUCAUCCGUCAGCGGCCGGAAUCUCACGUAGCUCUAUCCACCUGUGACCACGGCAUCCGCGGAGUGGUGUACGAUCACGAUGCGACGUAUCUGUUGGAUUUCGAAGAUGUCGGCUCCCGGAAGCAACACUACAUCUACAGGCGACCAGGAUUUAAGUUCCGCAAUCAUCGGACCAAGCGUGCCCUCGAAGCGAUGGACUCUCCCACGGUUGACUCCAUCCGAGCGGCGUACAAAUCGAACGCCGCGUCCAGCUACGUUGAACUGGUGCUGGUCAUCGACAAUGCCCUUUACCGCAGUACCAGCAACGAUCAGCGAAUUCACCGAUACUGCCUGGACUUGGUGAACGUGAUGAACGCCAUCUACCGUCCGCUCAACAUCUACAUCGCCCUGGUCGGGGUGGUCAUCUGGUCCGACCGGGACCAGAUCGAAAUCAGCUCGGAUUCCAAGAAGACGUUGGAGAACUUUCUCAACUAUCGAAGAAACACGCUAUUGAAGAUGAUCCCACACGACAACGCGCAACUGUUGACGGGUGUUCACUUCACCGAUAGUGUUGUGGGGAAAGCAGAGUUGGGUUCGAUGUGUACGUAUGCGGGAUCCGGUGGAGUCGAGGUCGUCGACACAAAGUUCGUUGCCUUGCAGGCCAGUACCAUAGCACACGAGAUGGGCCAUAACUUCAACAUCGAUCACGAUGGACCGGACUGCCACUGUCCCAACGGGAACUGUGUGAUGGCAUCGAAGACAGUUCGUAGCCAAGCGGCUCCCAACCAUUGGAGUUCGUGCAGCGUGAGGGAUUUGGAGACGGCCUUCAAACAUGGGCUGGGGUCCUGUUUGAAGAACAAACCGGAGAAAAUGUUCGUGAAGAGCACCUGCGGGAAUGGGUUACUAGAACCCGGUGAAGAGUGUGAUUGUGGACUGGCUGACGUUUGUGAUACCAAGUGCUGUGACGCAAUGACCUGUCGACUGACGGUGAAUUCAACCUGUGCGAAUGGAGAGUGUUGUGAUCUGGAUAGCUGUCAGGUGAAAUCAGCAGGGGUUAAGUGUAGAGCGGCAGCAGGAGAGUGCGAUUUGGCAGAGCACUGUGACGGGCAGUCGGCUGUUUGCCCGCGAGAUGUCUACCUAAGAGAUACGGAGCCUUGUGCCAGUGGAAAGGCUUUCUGCUUCAAAGGGCAAUGCCGGACGCGCGAUAGUCAGUGCAAGGUGCUAUGGGGAUCGACGGCCAAGUCGAUCGACGAAUAUUGCUAUCAAACGAAUAAGAAUGGAUCGAUUUUCGGAAAUUGCGGGAACAAUUUACUGACCGGAGAGUAUACGAAAUGUAGCCAGGAGGACAUGAUGUGUGGGUUGCUGCACUGUAGUCAUCGGAAUGAAAAGUUGGACUUUGGUAUGCAGGCAUACUCCAAGUUAACAACGACAAAGUUUAGCCAUUACGGACCUAGGGGUACUGUUAGGGAGACUAUUUGUAACACUGCCGUAGUGGAUCUAGGAUUAGAGGUCGUCAAUCCCGGGCUGGUUCCGGACGGCGCAAAAUGUGGAGCGGGAAAAAUGUGCUGGAAGCAGAAGUGCGUAUCGUUAACGCAUCUACAGGAGAACGAUGUGGGAGAGGAUUGCACCGACGGCUGCAACGGGCAUGGCGUGUGUAACAGCGAAGGAAACUGCCACUGCGACAUAGGAUAUGGAGGGCAGUUUUGCGAGAAGUCCGGUCUUGGAGGGUCUGUGGAUAGCGGGCCCAUCGUAGAUCCGGAUGAAUCGUUGAACACUUUCUGGACAUUCUUCGUCCCAACUGCUCUGCUAUCGUUAGCAAUCGUGGCAGGAGCUUACUUCUACCGAGACAGCAUUACGGAACUGUUCAGGAAGCUAUUGAUCAAAUUCCGAAUGCGAAAGUACGGCCACAUGGUACCGCCGGCUUCACCCACAACAACAGGCCCGCCGAAGCCACCACGAGUGGAGAUAUCUUCUCCGACACUUAGUGCAACAACGUCCAAUACGAUUAAGCUUCCGAAGAAGACCGAUACCACCAUACCGACGCGGGCAGCUCCUGCUCCACCAGUAGCACAGCCCGAACCAGCUCAACACUUCAUCAAAGUGAACAUCAACAACAGCGGGAAGAUCACCAUCGAAAACAAGAUCGUCAAUUCACCAUUCAUGCUAACUUCACCCCUUCUGGAUGCUCACGAAGCCAUCCACGAAAUCAAAGCCAAAGGUCCUGCGAUAAUCCUGAGUCAACGCUCGAUCAGCGUCGACUCGGAAAGCCCUCUUCUCAACGCCACCGCCCAGACUCCCGUCGUAGACACCCCACCCAUCCCGGGCACCCCCGAACCGGACCUCGGUACCCUCCUGAGUCAGGUCAAGCUCAAAAAAGUGCAAGGUUUCCAAUCUCAUCGAUCGAAAAGUGACGAGAAACCGGCUCGACGGUUACCACAACUCCCUCGGCAGAAGACCAUCGGUGAGUUCCAAAAUAUCGUCGCCGAAGUCCACCCGAAGCGAAGCCCGGUAACGGAACUUCCACCCACUCCCAAUCCCUUCGCCGAAGUCCAACUGAAGAAGAUCAAACCGCGCACUCCGAACCUCCAAAGUCGAGAAAACCUGGACGAAAUCAUCGAAGAGCGAAGUCAUCCUCCAACCGUUCAAAAGCAGCGACCGACCGUGUCGGUGAAGCCAUUCCUCAAACCUAGUCUACCUCAGAAACCUCCCCAAACCAACCCGGACAAUCAACAGAGCAAUCCGAAACCAGCUAGGAAGCUGCCACAGAUUCCGCCGCCGAUUGCGAAGAAGACUGCCGAAGGUUCCAAUAAGGGUAGCAGUAGCAGCGUGGCUGCGCUGAAAGCGAAGCUCAAUCUUGAACAACUUUCCGGCGGCGGAUCCAAACGGUGAUUAAAGUUAGGAAUUUUAAACGAAAUCUUUUCGUACAGAUUUGUUGGUUAGUUAUUGGUCUUGUUGAGGUCCCUCCCUCACGCUGAGGGUGGAGCAUGAAAUUGUUAAUUUUGGACCAAGUUUUUUGGAAGCCACUUUUGGGUCUUGAAUAAGAUUAUUCUCAAUUAUUGUGAUUUGAAGUGAAGCAACACAGGACUGUUGCGUGCUACUUAUUGAGUAAGUACUUAAUCUAGUAUAGCGUAAGGAGGAAUUAUAAAUGUACAUUUAUAAAGUAUUUAAAUUAGACUGCUUACGGAUUUAGAGGUUAGGCGCUUGGCGAAGAAGAAACAUCGAAUCACAUAUCGAAUAAUAAACGACUAGUCAAUUAGGGUUACAAGUUUUGAA
Ochlerotatus camptorhynchus is the source of this 4070-nucleotide messenger RNA. Its product is annotated as zinc metalloproteinase-disintegrin-like BmMP. Gene Ontology annotation, molecular function: metalloendopeptidase activity. Gene Ontology annotation, biological process: membrane protein ectodomain proteolysis. NCBI's taxonomy places the organism in Eukaryota, Metazoa, Arthropoda, Insecta, Diptera, Culicidae. The record is from RefSeq and is a predicted model, not a curated record. The transcript is spliced from 4 exons. Bases 432 to 3686 code for a protein of 1084 amino acids.